Molecule: messenger RNA, 2823 nt
Organism: Hydra vulgaris (swiftwater hydra)
Lineage: Eukaryota; Metazoa; Cnidaria; Hydrozoa; Anthoathecata; Hydridae
Source: RefSeq, a predicted model, not a curated record
AUGGCAAUUAUUAAAAAGUAUAGUAAACCAGAUCUUCUUAUAACUUUUACUUGCAACCCAAAACGGCGUGAAAUAACAGAAAAUUUAUAUCCGGGUCAGAAUGCGAAUGAUAGACUUGAUUUGGUUACUCGAGUAUUUAAACUCAAGUUAAAUAACCUCCUCAAUGAUAUAUUCAAACAUGGUGUAUUAGGCAAAGUUGUAACGCAUGUUCAGGUUAUUGAGUUUCAAAAGCGUGGUUUGCCGCAUGCCCACAUUUUACUUCAUUUAGCAAAUGAUGAUAAACUUGAAACAUCACAGGAUAUCGAUAAUUUGAUUUGUGCAGAAAUUCCAGAUCCGAUAGUUAAUUGUGAACUUUAUGAUAUUAUCAAAACUUGCAUGAUUCACGGCCCAUGUGGGAUACUGAAUCCAAGUUCUCCCUGCAUGAAAGAUGGGGUGUGCAGCAAAAAUUAUCCUAAAGAUUUUAAUGCAAACACAGUAGCUGUUCAUAAUGGUUAUCCGCGCUAUAGGCGUCGUGAUAAUGGGUUGGUUAUCAAUAUUAAAGGCAACAAUGUAGAUAACCGUUGGGUGGUACCUUAUAAUCCUUGGUUAUCAAAGAAAUAUCAAGCCCACAUUAAUGUUGAAGCUUGCAUGUCUGUAAAGGCUGUUAAAUAUUUGUACAAAUACAUAUACAAAGGGCAUGAUUGUGCGAAUGUUUUGAUAAAUGAACAGGUUAUUCACGAUGAAAUAAACCUUUUCUUAGAUUGUCGUUAUGUUAGUGCACCUGAGGCACUGUGGCGAAUAUUUGAGUAUCCCAUAAGUCAUAUGUCACACACUAUUAUCUGUCUUAAGGUUCAUCUUCCUGAGAAUCAGAUUGUGUAUUUUAGAGAAGGAGAAGAACAAGUGGCGUUGGAUCGUGCUGCUCAACGUGAUACACACCUUACGGCCUGGUUUAAAUUGAAAUCUGAAAAUGAAGGAACCCAUCGCUAUUCAUAUGUUGACAUUCCAUAUCAAUUUGUAUUUGAUGAUAAACAUUGUAAAUGGAAAGUUAGACAAAGAGGUGGAAAUAAGGUGAUAGUAAGAAUGUAUAAAGUUAGUCCAACAGGAGAAUUAUUUUUUCUUAGAUUGUUACUUUUGAAAGCAAAAGGUGCAUCAUCUUGGGAGGAUUUGCAUACUGUUAAUGGAAUAGUUCUUGAAACCUUUCGUGAAGCGUGUGUUUUUAAUGGUUUGUUGCAAGAUGACACUGAAUGGCAGAAUACUCUUUCUGAGGCAGUUUUAACGCGAAUGCGUAAGCAAAUCAGGCAGCUGUUUUCAAUUAUUUUAACCUUUUGUGAAUCUGAUGACCCUUUGCAUUUUUGGAACACAUACAAAGCUUUUAUGAUGGAGGAUUUCAUUCAUCGCCAAGUUUUAUUUAUAUUAGCUGAACGAGCUACUCUUCUUCAAAUCGAAAAGAUUAUUAUUCAAAGUGGUAAAACGCUAUCUGAUUAUAAUUUGCCUGUUGUUGAUGAAUUCAUAUAUUUUUACUUAAAAAAUUUAAAUGAUCAUGUUCAGCAAUCAAUUGACGAAGCUAAUAGAAUGAGACCGCUUCUUAAUGUCAAUCAAUUAAAUGUAAGUAAUGCUGUCCUUGCUGCAUUGAACGAGCAACCAAGUGAAGAAAAUCAACAUUCCAGAUUGUUUUUUAUGGAUGGACCAGCCGGUAGUGGCAAAACUUUUACAUAUAAUUAUUUGAUUGCUGAAAUGAGCAGUAGAUGUGUUAAAUCUGCUACAGCUGCCUGGACUGGCAUGGCAGCAACUCUUCUUACAAAUGGAUCUACGCUGCACGGUUUAUUUAAAAUUCCUGUCCCAAUACUGGAUAACAGCACAUGUAAUAUGACUCCUAACUCUAUUCAGGGACAAUUUUUAAGGCAAGUUAGUUUGUUUAUGCUUGACGAGACAUCCAUGAUUCCCAAACACGCUUUAAAUGCAAUCGAUCGGUUGUUAAAAGAUGUUUGCAACAACAACUUUCCAUUUGGAGGAAAAAUCAUUCUUUUUGGUGGUGACUUUAGGCAAAUUUUGCCUGUUGUGAAAAGAGGGAGACCAGCUGAAGUUGUAGAAUCAUGUAUAAAAUGUUCUUUACAGUGGCAAUGGGUGCAGAAGUUUACAUUAACUGAAAAUAUGAGAGUACGUGAUGGAGAAGGAGAUUUUUCCGAAUGGCUAGAAAACGAAUCAAUUGUUGAAAAAAUAUUUGGAGAUGCUCAACAAGAUGAUUAUGCUAAACGUGUCAUUAUAACACCCACUAAUGUGGAUUCAUUGUCAAUCAAUGAAGAAGUGCUUGUACGUCUACAUGGAGAGGUCAAAACUUAUUUAAGUGCUGAUCAAAUAGACACUGACGAUCUUAAUGAAAUAAAUAAUUUCCCUGUUGAGUUUUUGAACAGCUUAACUCCUUUAGGUAUGCCUACUCAUUGUUUAAAAUUGAAAAUUGAUUGUGUAACUAUGUUACUUAGAAAUUUAGAUCUUAAGGCUGGGCUAUGUAAUGGAACCCGAAUGAAAGUUUAUGCUCUCCAAAACAAUUAUAUUGAUGCAGAGGUUUUGACAGGUGUUUCUGAAGGUAAACGGGUAUUUGUUCCUCGAAUUCAGUUAGCUCCAUCAGAUUCUAAUUUACCUUUUGUUCUAAAACGUCGUCAGUUUCCUGUCAGAUUGGCUUAUUCAAUGACAAUCAAUAAAAGUCAAGGUCAAACAUUUGAUAGAGUUGGGGUAUAUCUAAAAAAACUGUGUUUCUCCCAUGGUCAACUAUACGUUGCAUGUUCAAGAACUAGAGCAUUUAAGGUAGUAGAGCACAAAAAAGACACUUUUCAUGAAAAAAUUUAA